This is a messenger RNA of Bicyclus anynana (squinting bush brown), 684 nucleotides long. RefSeq names its product immunoglobulin domain-containing protein oig-4-like. NCBI's taxonomy places the organism in Eukaryota, Metazoa, Arthropoda, Insecta, Lepidoptera, Nymphalidae. The record is from RefSeq and is a predicted model, not a curated record. The transcript has 4 exons. The coding region runs from base 77 to 577 and encodes 166 amino acids.
CCAUUAGGCAAUCGGCGACAAACGCAGUUGCUAUAAAACACCCGUCAAGUUCACACCUGCACAUCAAAACCGCACAAUGUUGGUGAAAAGAGCUUUCAUUGCAACAAUUUUGUUACUAAUUUGGUUGGUGGCUUGGUCAGAAGCACGGCGCAGUCGUACCAGAUCGAGAACAAAAUCUAAAGUACAAAUUGGUCUACCUAUCACCGGCAAAUACAGGGACCCCGAAUCUGAUCAGUACUACAACAAUAAUGAUGGCGCGAAAAUUUUAUUGGCGUCGCACUUUGAUCUUGAAUACGUGUUGGGUCAUAAAAUUGCAUUUCUAUGCACCGCAAAAGGAACUCCGCGACCUCAUAUAACUUGGUUCAAAGAUGGCACUGAAAUAUUUGCCCAUCAUUACUUGCAUCUUCUUUUAUUCCAGAUUCACGAAUGGCUUAUUGGAGAAGACCGCGUGAAGUCCAAAAUCGAAAUCGAUCCUGCUACCCAAAUGGAUGCAGGCGUCUACGAAUGUACUGCAGACAACAUGUAUUCAAUUGACCGACGUUCUUUCAAAACUGAUUUCUCCAUUGCUUUUGAUUGAACUAAAUAUACAUUCCUAAUACAGAAACCAUUUAGCAUGACUAUAUAUUAUAUAAAAAAAUAAUAUUAUACAUAUACUUUAUUAUUAAAAAAAAUAUUUUUUCCAAA